GACGCGUGUGACAUCAAUUUUGGGGAUGUCAAUUGCGAUCGAUGGUUAUGGAUUAUACUAAGAUCCCGUGCUUCGCGUCAUUCAGACAAGCCGGCACUGUGAUAGUUAGAUUAAAGAUGGAUGUGUCAGACACCUGUUGCGCCCGCCCCGCGUGUCCCCGGUCCUUCCCGGGCCCCGUACAUAGACCGACAGAUUGUGAACAAUGCUCUAGGACCAGAUCGUAUAGCCAAAAUAGUGACUGUGAUAGUGAUUUAGUGGACAGAUGUCGACCCUACAGAUCGAGUAUCGCCAGAAGCAGAUACGUCAACGUCUGUGCAGCAGUUUGCCUUGUUCUCCUGGUGGGUGGACUCUCACCGCAGUCGACGGCAGCACCUCACAAACGCAUUAUGGACAGACAACGUAGAUCUUCCACAGAGGAGAACAGCCUCUGGGGAAACCCUUGUGAUUAUGCCUCUGAUACCAAAACGUCAAAAUACUCAGCAAAAUUCGCAAAACUUGUUGCGUCACAAGCAAGAAACGCCCUCGAGUCGACAUCAAAGUACAAAGACAAAUUUGUAAAACUACAUAGUUUUCAAUCAUAUGACGCGUUACUUAAGGAGUGGAGUGGGACGGAGUGGUUAAGAAAUUUUGACUGGUUAGAAAAUGAUAUUAAAGAUGGACUUCCCAAAGACAACAUCGCUUAUCAGCCAAUGUCCGAACAAUAUUUGGGAGAUUUAAUGAAAAAAAUCGAUAUUGAGCUGCCGUCAAUGUACAAAGGCUUGAAGAUGGUUGUCGCUGGGUUGUACUACAUUAGCAAAGAGGGUCUCAACGAUCACAUCUCUUCGGAUGCCAGUUUGAAGCAAAACAUCACGCAGUCCAUGCACGACAUUCGGGCAGUGCUCUGUUUAUUCAAUGAGCUAAUGCUAUCACGUAACCUAAAGAUCCCAGCAUUACCAGACUCCGAAGUACCAGACAUGAAGAACAACAUUGGUAAUGCGUUUCUCGUAUACCGCGACACUCUGCACUACUUAGAAUACCUCGCCCAAGUCUUCCAGAAGAUGUACGACGUUGACUCGCUACAGGAUUGAAAACGCUUCUACUAGAUAGUAUUAAAACAGUAUUACCACAAACAUAAGUUGCAUCGGUUGCUCGUGGGUCGAGCUCACUGAGCGAUGUUGCCAGUGAUAGGGAAUUAGUCGAAUGCAACGUGGACGUAGCUAUUGGCUAAAGUUGUACGAGAACGACGUGAGCUGGGCGGUAACGUCCCGGAACUUAUUUUUUGGUAGUACUGUACCGCAACUGGUUUGCGGUGCGUCUGCCACGAUUUGUAAUGAUGUAUAAUUGUUCUUGGGCUGUCUACUUAAUUAUUAUUGGUGCUUUUAUUUAUGUUGACAUAAACAGUAUUCGGUUUUGGCCCAGAAUCUCUAGUUACGCACCACUUGUUGAUAGUGAAUGAAUUUGCCAUUACAUUGCCAUUUCGGUCUAGAGCGAAUUAGUUCCUUUAUGUAUUUGUAAAUAGUUAUGGAUUAAAUCGUAUUAUUUAUUGAUUGAAUAACUGGCAGCUAAUAACGAGGCAGCUUAAUUCUAAAUUUUCCGAUGUCCUAGUCAAGGUAAUUUAUUUAUUUCGUACUUUCAUUUUAGUUUAAAUUACAUUUGUAUGUAGAAAUUAUUAGUAGAUAAUAUUAAUUUCAUUCCACCAAACUUGAUUGUCGAUAGUAAAUUAUUUAGUUGAAUGUCGCAUCUGUGGAUUCAUUAUAUUUAAUAGACGAAUGUUCUCUCGAUGUUGUGUGGAGCGGUCGCGGUGGAGCGGUUGAGGCUGCUAACAAAUAAUUUAAUUUGUACAUUAUAAUUCCUAGUUUCAUUUUAGUAUAACUCGAAUUCUUUGUUAACUAUUUAUAUUGCUGUUACAGAAAUAUGACUAGCUUUAAUAGAGCUGUUAAUUAUAUAAUAUUAUUGUAAAGUACAGAGCCAGUGUAUUUAUGACUUAAUCAUUAUUUGUAUAGUUCAAAUAGUAUUUAUAACUGCGCAAACAUAAUGGCUAUGUUUGUGAUAUUAAAUUAUUAUUACAUUUA
Colias croceus (clouded yellow) is the source of this 2051-nucleotide messenger RNA. RefSeq lists its product as uncharacterized. The transcript is spliced from 6 exons. Lineage: Eukaryota; Metazoa; Arthropoda; Insecta; Lepidoptera; Pieridae. Bases 42 to 1067 code for a protein of 341 amino acids. The record is from RefSeq and is a predicted model, not a curated record.